Molecule: messenger RNA, 7855 nt
Organism: Dipodomys ordii (Ord's kangaroo rat)
Lineage: Eukaryota; Metazoa; Chordata; Mammalia; Rodentia; Heteromyidae
Gene: Fn1
Product: fibronectin 1
Exons: 44
Coding region: 121-7164 (2347 amino acids)
Cellular component (GO): extracellular region
Molecular function (GO): protein binding
Source: RefSeq, a predicted model, not a curated record
GCGUCAGCCCACCCGGAGGCCCCGGGAGAGACUUUGCACCGAGGUCUCCGUAGGUGCAACUUGGUGACUCGUGAAUCCCCGGGGUUCGAGGCGGCUGUCCCUCCACCCUCGCGAUCCACGAUGCCCAGGGGUCCGGGACCCCGGCUGCCGCCGCCGCCGCUGCUGCUGCUGGCCGCGGCCCUGUGCCUGGGCACCGUGGUGCCCGCCGUCGGAGCCUCGAGGAGCAAGCGGCAGGCUCAGCAGAUCGUGCAGCCCCAGUCCCCGGUGCCCGUCAGUCAAAGCAAGCCUGGUUGUUAUGACAACGGGAAACACUAUCAGAUAAACCAACAGUGGGAACGGACCUACUUGGGCAAUGCUUUGGUUUGUACAUGUUAUGGAGGGAGCCGAGGCUUUAACUGCGAGAGUAAACCUGAAACUGAAGAAACUUGCUUUGACAAGUACACUGGGAACACUUACCGCGUGGGUGACACUUAUGAGCGCCCUAAAGAUUCCAUGAUCUGGGAUUGUACCUGCAUCGGAGCUGGACGAGGGAGGAUCAGCUGCACCAUUGCAAAUCGCUGCCAUGAAGGGGGCCAGUCCUACAAGAUUGGUGACACCUGGAGGAGACCACAUGAGACCGGUGGUUACAUGUUAGAGUGUGUGUGUCUUGGUAAUGGGAAAGGAGAAUGGACCUGCAAGCCUAUAGACAGAUGCAAUGAUCAGGACACACGGACUUCCUAUAGAAUUGGAGACACUUGGAGCAAGAAGGAUAAUCGAGGGAACAUGCUCCAGUGUGUCUGCACAGGCAAUGGCAGAGGGGAAUGGAAAUGUGAGAGGCAUGCAUCUCUGCAGACCACAUCCUCUGGAUCUGGCUCCUUCUCAGAUGUCCGGACAGCUAUUUAUCAGCCCCAGCCUCAACCCCAGCCGGGUCCCUACGGCCACUGUGCAUCCGACAGCGGUGUCUUCUACUCUGUGGGGAUGCAGUGGUUGAAGACCCAAGGAAAUAAGCAAAUGCUGUGCACUUGCCUGGGCAAUGGAGUCAGCUGCCAGGAGACAGCUGUGACUCAGACUUAUGGCGGCAAUUCAAAUGGAGAGCCCUGCGUCCUCCCCUUCACCUACAACGGCCGCACCUUCUACUCCUGCACCACAGAAGGGCGGCAGGAUGGACAUCUGUGGUGUAGCACAACUUCAAAUUAUGAGCAGGACCAGAAGUAUUCUUUCUGUACCGACCAUACUGUUUUGGUGCAGACUCGAGGUGGAAAUUCCAAUGGUGCCUUGUGCCACUUUCCUUUCCUGUACAACAACCACAACUAUACUGAUUGUACUUCUGAGGGCAGGAGGGAUAACAUGAAAUGGUGUGGAACCACACAGAACUAUGAUGUUGACCAGAAAUUUGGAUUCUGUCCCAUGGCUGCCCAUGAGGAGAUCUGUACAACCAAUGAGGGAGUUAUGUAUCGCAUUGGAGAUCAGUGGGAUAAACAGCAUGACAUGGGUCACAUGAUGAGGUGCACGUGUGUUGGGAAUGGUCGUGGAGAGUGGACGUGUGUCGCCUACUCCCAGCUCCGAGAUCAGUGCAUUGUUGAUGACAUCACGUACAAUGUGAAUGAUACAUUCCACAAGCGUCAUGAAGAGGGUCACAUGUUGAACUGCACCUGCUUUGGCCAGGGCCGGGGCAGAUGGAAGUGUGAUCCCAUUGACCAGUGUCAGGAUUCAGAAACCCGGACAUUUUAUCAAAUCGGAGACUCGUGGGAGAAGUACGUGCAUGGCGUCAGAUACCAGUGCUAUUGCUAUGGCCGGGGCAUUGGGGAGUGGCAUUGCCAGCCUCUGCAGUCCUACCCAGGUACAAGUGGUCCUGUCCAAGUAAUUAUCACUGAAACCCCCAGCCAGCCCAACUCUCACCCUAUCCAGUGGAAUGCACCAGAACCAUCUCAUAUCACUAAGUACAUCCUUAGGUGGAGACCUAAAACUUCUACGGGCCGUUGGAAGGAAGCCACCAUCCCAGGCCACUUAAACUCAUACACUAUCAAAGGCCUGACCCCAGGUGUGAUAUACGAGGGGCAGCUCAUCAGCAUCCAGCAGUAUGGCCAGAGAGAGGUGACCCGCUUCGACUUCACCACAAGCCCGAGCACACCUGUCACCAGCAACACUGUGACAGGAGAGACAGCACCCUUUUCUCCCGUUGUGGCCACUUCUGAGUCGGUGACUGAAAUCACAGCCAGCAGCUUUGUGGUCUCAUGGGUCUCUGCUUCGGACACCGUGUCAGGAUUCCGAGUGGAGUAUGAGCUGAGUGAAAAGGGCGGUGAACCACAGUAUCUUGACCUUCCAAGCACAGCCACUUCUGUGAACAUUCCUGACCUGCUUCCUGGCCGAAAGUACAUUGUCAAUGUCUAUCAGAUAUCUGAAGAAGGAAAACAGAGUUUGAUCCUGUCAACGUCGCAGACUACAGCACCUGAUGCCCCUCCUGACCCUACCGUGGACCAAGUUGAUGACACUUCCAUUGUUGUUCGAUGGAGCAGACCCCAGGCACCCAUCACCGGAUACAGAAUUGUCUACUCACCAUCACUAGAAGGCAGUAGCACAGAACUGAACCUUCCCGAGACUGCCAAUUCCGUGACCCUCAGUGACCUGCAGCCUGGUGUGCAGUAUAACAUCACCAUCUAUGCUGUGGAAGAAAAUCAAGAAAGCACACCUGUUUUCAUCCAACAAGAAACUACUGGUGUCCCACGUACAGAUAAAGUGUCCCCUCCCAGGGACCUGCAGUUUGUGGAGGUGACAGAUGUGAAGGUCACCAUCAUGUGGACGCCUCCUGAGAGUGCGGUAACUGGCUACCGUGUGGAUGUGCUCCCUGUCAACUUGCCUGGGGAGCAUGGGCAGAGGCUGCCUGUCAGCAGGAACACGUUCGCAGAGAUCUCCGGGCUGACCCCUGGCGUCACUUACUACUUCAAAGUCUUCGCUGUGAACCAAGGGAGAGAAAGCAAGCCUCUGAUCGCACAACAGACUACCAAACUGGAUCCUCCCACGAAUCUCCAGUUUACCAAUGAAACAGAUACGACUGUGAUGGUGACCUGGACUCCACCUCGGGCCCGGAUCGCAGGCUACCGACUGACCGUGGGCCUGACCCGAGGAGGCCAGCCUAAGCAGUACAACGUGGGGCCCUCAGCUUCCAAGUACCCGCUGCGGAAUCUGCAGCCUGGCUCUGAAUACACCGUCAGCCUAGUAGCUGUGAAAAGCAACCAACAAAGCCCCAAAGCCACUGGUGUCUUUACCACUCUGCAGCCUGUGUCUUCCAUUCCGCCUUACAACACAGAGGUGACUGAGACCACCAUUGUCAUCACAUGGACGCCUGCUCCAAGAAUUGGUUUUAAGCUGGGUGUACGCCCAAGCCAAGGAGGGGAAGCACCCCGAGAGGUAACUUCAGAAACAGGAAGCGUCAUGGUAUCUGGGUUGACUCCAGGUGUGGAAUACACUUAUACCGUCCAAGUCCUAAGAGACGGGCAGGAACGGAACAUCCCGCCAAUUGUGAACACAGUAGUGACACCAUUGUCUCCUCCAACAAACUUGCACUUGGAGACACACCCGGACACUGGCGUGCUUGUAGUCUCCUGGGAGAGAAGCACUACACCAGAUAUUACUGGCUAUAGAAUCACCACAACUCCAACAGAUGGGCAGCAGGGAACUUCUUUGGAAGAAGUGGUUCAUGCUGAUCAGAGUUCCUGCACUUUUGAAAACCUGAAUCCUGGCUUGGAAUACAAUGUCAGUGUUUAUACUGUCAAAGAUGACAAGGAAAGUGUUCCUAUCUCUGAUACCAUCAUCCCAGCGGUCCCUCCUCCCACUGACCUGAGAUUCACCAAUAUCGGCUCAGACACUAUGCGUGUCACAUGGGCUCCACCUCCAUCCAUUGAACUGACUAACCUCUUGGUACGCUACUCACCCGUGAAGAAUGAAGAAGAUGUGGCAGAGCUGUCCAUUUCUCCGUUAGACAAUGCAGUGGUCUUAACAAAUCUCCUGCCUGGAACUGAAUAUUUAGUCAGUGUCUCCAGUGUCUAUGAACAACAUGAGAGCGUCCCUCUUAGAGGAAGAGAGAAAACACGUCUUGAUUCCCCAACUGGCAUUGACUUUUCCGAGAUCACUACCAACUCUUUCACAGUGCACUGGAUUGCUCCUCGAGCUCCCAUCACUGGUUACAAGAUUCGCCACCAUCCUGAACACUUUAGUGGGAGACCUCGAGAAGAUAGAGUGCCCCCCAACCGCAAUUCCAUCACCCUCAGCAACCUCAUUCCAGGCACGGAGUAUGUGGUCAGCAUUGUUGCUCUUUAUGGCCGAGAGGAAAGCCAACCCUUAGUUGGCCAACAACCAACAGUUUCUGAUACCCCAAGGGACUUGGAAGUCAUUGCUUCAACUCCUACCAGCCUCCUGAUCAGCUGGGAGCCUCCAGCAGUCACCGUGAGGUACUACAGGAUCACCUAUGGAGAAACAGGAGGAAAUAGCCCUGUCCAGGAGUUCACUGUGCCUGGGAGCAAGUCCACAGCUACCAUCAGCAACCUGAAGCCUGGAGCAGAUUAUACCAUCACCUUAUAUGCUAUUGUUGGCCGUGGGGACAGCCCAGCCAGCAGCAAGCCAGUUUCCAUUGAUUAUCGAACAGAAAUUGGCAAACCGUCUGAGAUGCAAGUGACUGAUGUUCAAGACAACAGCAUUAGUGUCAGGUGGCUGCCUUCAAGUUCUCCUGUCACUGGCUACCGAGUGACUACCACACCUAAGAAUGGCCAGGGACCCUCCAAAUCAAAAACUGUGGGUCCAGAUGAAACAGAAAUGACCAUUGAAGGCUUACAGCCCACUGUCGAAUAUGUGGUUAGUGUCUAUGCUCAGAACCAAAAUGGAGAGAGCCAGCCCCUGGUUCAGACUGCAGUGACCAACAUUGAUCGCCCUAAAGGACUGACAUUCACUGAUGUGGAUGUUGAUUCCAUCAAAAUUGCUUGGGAAAGCCCACAGGGGCAAGUUUCCAGGUACAGGGUGACCUACUCGAGCCCUGAGGAUGGAAUCCAUGAGCUAUUCCCUGCACCUGAUGGUGAAGAAGACACUGCAGAGCUGAAAGGCCUCAGGCCGGGUUCUGAGUACACAGUCAGUGUGGUUGCCUUGCACGGUGACAUGGAGAGCCAGCCCUUGAUUGGAACCCAGUCCACAGCUAUUCCUCCUCCAACCAACCUGAAGUUCACUCAGGUCACACCCACAAGCCUGAGUGCCCAGUGGACAGCACCCAAUAUUCAGCUCACUGGAUACCGAGUGCGUGUGACCCCCAAGGACAAGACGGGCCCCAUGAAGGAGAUCCACCUUUCUCCUGAUAGCUCUUCCGUGGUUGUAUCAGGGCUCAUGGUGGCCACCAAAUAUGAAGUGAGUGUUUCUGCUCUUAAGGACUCAUUGACAAGCAAACCGGCCCAGGGAGUGGUCACCACUCUGGAAAACGUCAGCCCUCCAAGAAGAGCCCGCGUGACGGAUGCUACGGAGACCACAAUCACCAUUAGCUGGCGAACCAAGACUGAGACUAUUACAGGCUUCCAAGUUGAUGCCAUCCCAACGACUGGCCAGACCCCAGUUCAGAGAAUCAUCAGCCCAGAUGUCAGGAGCUAUACCAUCACAGGUUUACAACCAGGCACUGACUACAAGAUCCACCUGUACACCCUGAAUGACAAUGCCCGGAGCUCCCCUGUGAUCAUUGAUGCCUCUACUGCCAUUGAUGCACCAUCCAACCUGCACUUCCUGACCACCACACCCAACUCUGUGCUGUUAUCAUGGCAGCCACCCCGUGCCAGAAUUACUGGCUACAUUAUCAAGUAUGAGAAGCCUGGGUCCCCUCCCAGAGAAGUAGUCCCUCGGCCCCGCCCAGGUGUCACAGAGGCUACCGUUACUGGCUUGGAACCAGGAACUGAGUACACGUUCUAUGUCAUUGCCCUGAAGAACAACCAGAAGAGUGAGCCUCUGAUUGGAAGGAAAAAGACAGAUGAGCUUCCCCAACUGGUAACCCUUCCACACCCCAAUCUUCACGGACCAGAAAUCUUGGAUGUUCCCUCCACAGUUCAAAAGACCCCUUUCAUCACCACCAAUCCUGGGUAUGACACCGGAAAUGGUAUUCAGCUUCCUGGCACAUCCCAUCAGCAGCCCAGUGUUGGGCAACAAAUGAUCUUUGAGGAACAUGGUUUUAGGCGGACCACACCACCUACCGCGGCCACCCCAGUAAGGCUCAGGCCACAGCCAUACACACCGAACGUAGAUGAGGAGAUCCAAAUUGGUCACGUCCCCAGGGGAGACGUAGACUACCACCUCUAUCCUCACGUUCUGGGACUCAAUCCAAAUGCCUCUACAGGACAAGAAGCGCUCUCUCAGACAACCAUCUCUUGGACCCCAUUCCAGGAAAGCUCUGAGUACAUCAUUUCAUGUAAUCCUGUUGGCACCGAUGAUGAACCCUUACAGUUCCGAGUUCCUGGCACUUCUUCCGCUGCCACUCUGACAGGCCUGACCAGGGGGACCACCUACAAUAUCAUAGUGGAGGCCAUGAAAGACCAGAGGAGGCACAAAGUGCGGGAGGAGGUUGUUACAGUGGGCAACUCUGUCAACGAAGGCCUGAACCAACCCACCGAUGACUCAUGCUUUGACCCCUACACAGUUUCCAAUUAUGCCAUUGGAGAGGAAUGGGAGCGGUUGUCUGAAUCUGGCUUUAAGCUCACGUGCCAGUGCUUAGGCUUUGGCAGUGGUCAUUUCAAAUGCGAUUCAUCUAAAUGGUGCCAUGACAAUGGUGUGAACUACAAGAUUGGAGAGAAGUGGGAUCGGCAGGGAGAAAACGGCCAGAUGAUGAGCUGCACGUGUCUCGGGAAUGGAAAAGGAGAAUUCAAGUGUGAUCCUCAUGAAGCUACAUGCUAUGAUGAUGGGAAGACAUACCAUGUAGGCGAACAGUGGCAGAAGGAAUACCUGGGGGCCAUUUGCUCCUGCACAUGCUUCGGAGGCCAGCGGGGCUGGCGCUGUGACAACUGCCGCAGACCGGGAGCUGAAUCCAGUCCUGAGGGCACCACUGGCCACUCCUACAACCAGUAUUCGCAGAGAUACCACCAGAGAACGAACACUAAUGUUAAUUGUCCAAUUGAGUGCUUCAUGCCGUUAGAUGUCCAGGCUGACAGAGAAGAUUCCAGAGAGUAAUAUUUGCAACCCAAAGGAGCAAGCGUGUCUCUCUCUUUCUCUGCCGAGGUCCAUCCAAACUAGAGUGAUGCAGCAGAUCUCAUGUUUGAGUGUUCGUUUCUUUCUUAUGCCUUUUGCCCUGGAGUUAAGACCUCCAGCUUCAGCGCGACUCACAGCUUGUCCGAAAGCAUCACCCUGGGAGGGUUUUGAGAUAUUUCUCGUGUAAGGGCAGCGUACUGCCUGCUCUGCUUCAGAAUAUUCAGUACCGCUCAGUAUUUUUUAAAGAAAUGAUUCUCAGUGUGAUUUGGUUUGGGAUCCAUAGAGAAGCAUAUGCAGCCAACCAAGAUGCAAAAUGUAUUGACUGAUACUAGAAAAAUUUUUCAAUAGGAAAGUUACCCAAACACUUCUGCUUUCAUUUAACUGUCCAGGCCCCUCGACUAUCGAUAUGGCAUACUGUGAUGUUUGAAAUUUUUUUUCACAGUACUUACUUUCAGAAGAUUUUAAUAAUUGCCUGGAAAUACCUUUCUCUUACCUGUUAUUUAUCAAUUUUUCCCAGUAUUUUUAUACGGAAAAAAUUGUAUUGAAGACACUUAGUAUGCAGUUGAUAAGAGGAAUUUGGUAUGAUUAUGGUUGGUGAUUAUUUUUUAUACUGUAUGUGCCAAAGCUUUACUACUGUGGAAAGAAACUGUUUUAAUAAAAGAUUUACAUUCCA